GUCGCGGUGUAUUUUGGGAGGUGGAGGUAGUGGAGCUCCUUGGUUUUCGCCUCCUCCAUCAGAAUAAACACAGUUAUGGUUCCGCCCCGGGGAGACACAUGCACAUCUACCCGUAACUGGUGACCCGUUCCCGGACACUUUCUUCUCCUUUCACCGCCCCCACACUUCCAGCCGAGCCGAGAGAGAGGACCUAGAUGGCGGACAGGACCGAGGAGGAAGAACCGGCGAUGUGACGCUGCACAUCCGCCGCUUUCUUUAAAUACCACCGCAGUUCGCCAGCCAUUGAUUUAUUUCACCCGGAAAUCUCCCUGCAUCUUGAACGGAUACCGCAGCCGGUUGUUGGUUCUUUUUUCCGGGACAGUUUCUCCGUUGGAGCCGCCGGUUCGUCCCAACGAACAUAGCGUUAGCUAGCUAACAGGAAACACAGCCUCCCCGUUUUCCCCGUGGUGGUCGAGGGGAACCCACAGCCGUGUCCCCCCUUCGCCUCCAUCCUCCCUGGAUGUGUUUCUCCCCUUUGUCCCCAGAUGCAGCUCAAAGUGAGCCGGCGAGCAGCGGGUCGUGUAGCGGGCGGUUAGUGUUGGCCGACAUGGUGCGAUAACGUUAGUGAAGGGAUCCGGGGGGGACGAAUCGGAGUGGGGGCCUCGGUCUGGGCUGUUGUUUCAGUGUGUCCCUUUGAGGAGGCUCCGGCUUCGGCCGCCGGCCAUGAGGUGACGGUCGCUCCCCUGGUUGUUUUUGUUUAACGCAUUAAAUUAAGCUGGAUCACUGCCGGUGAUCCGUGCUGCCUUCACGGCCAGGAACAAUGAGGGUGGUGUGAGACGCGAGGCGGUGUUUUUCUGAUACUAGUGCGACUGACAACCAGGCUGAUCCGGGGGCUGGUGUUUCUUUCCCCACCCCGCUGUGAACACAAACCUUCGGCCCACUUGUUGUUUUUCACCCCCUGGACGGCGGAGAGCACUCGGGGACGAACAUGUCUAUACGCACGCCACUGCCUGGGAACGAGCGGAAACCAGACCAUCAUGCCUCCCUGUCGGCCAGCCGCUCAGAGAAGGGAACUGGCUGGUCAAGCCGCUCACUUGGGGCCAGAUGUCGUAACUCCAUCGCUUUGUGUUCAGACGAGCAGCCGCACAUCGGAAACUACCGGCUGCUCAAAACUAUUGGCAAGGGUAACUUUGCCAAGGUCAAACUGGCCCGGCACAUACUAACCGGCAAAGAGGUUGCAAUUAAGAUCAUCGAUAAAACACAACUCAACCCAACCAGCCUCCAGAAGCUGUUUCGAGAGGUACGCAUCAUGAAGACUCUCAACCAUCCUAACAUAGUGCAGCUGUUUGAGGUGAUUGAGACGGAGAAGACACUCUACCUGAUCAUGGAGUACGCCAGCGGAGGCGAAGUGUUCGACUACCUCGUGGCUCAUGGCAGAAUGAAGGAGAAAGAGGCCAGAGCUAAGUUCAGACAGAUUGUGUCAGCAGUUCACUACUGUCACCUGAAGAAAAUUGUUCACAGAGACUUGAAGGCGGAGAACUUGCUGUUGGACGCAGAUUCCAACAUUAAAAUAGCCGACUUUGGCUUCAGUAACGAGUUCACUGCAGGCAGUAAACUGGACACGUUCUGCGGUUCCCCGCCCUACGCCGCCCCAGAGCUCUUCCAGGGUAAGAAGUACGACGGUCCAGAGGUGGACAUCUGGAGCCUGGGCGUCAUCCUGUACACGCUGGUCAGUGGGUCAUUGCCCUUUGAUGGACAGAAUCUAAAGGAGCUGCGAGAGCGUGUUUUGAGGGGGAAAUACCGCGUUCCCUUCUACAUGUCCACCGACUGCGAGGGCAUCCUGCGCCGCUUCCUGGUCCUGAACCCGACCAAGCGCUGCUCGCUGGAGCAAAUUAUGAAAGAUAAAUGGAUCAACGUCGGGUUUGACUGCGAGGAGCUGAAGCCCCAUGGAGAGCCUGUGGAGGACUUAAAUGAUAACGGUCGCAUUGAUGUGAUGGUGGGGAUGGGCUUCACCAGGGACGAGAUCAGAGAGUCUCUGUCUAGUCAGAAAUACAAUGAGGUCACCGCCACAUACCUGCUGCUGGGACGCAAGACUGAGGUUGAUGGCAGUGAGUCUCGGACGGGCAGCAGUCUGAGUCUCGCUCGAGUGCGGCCCGGCACCAUCACCAACGGAACCAGCAAACACUCCACUUCCUCUUCCUCCUCUGGUGCACCUUCUACAUCCUCUGGCCACAAGCCACAGCGCAGCGCCUCGACGUACCACCGCCAGAGACGACAUUCUGACUUCUGUGGUCCAGCGGUUCCAGGAUCCACGCUCCCAAAGCGGAGUCCCAGUGGUGUCGGUGAAGGGGCGGCAGUCAAAGAGGAGCGACUCUCAAUACGCAAGCCGACCACCAAUACCGUCAGCUCCCGUAGCACCCCCACCCCCUCUAGUCCCAUGGUCAGCUCUGCUCACAACCCAAAUAAGGCAGAGAUACCUGACCGGCGUAAGGAGGUGAACUCAACCACGAAUAACGUCCCUGCUAGUGCCAUGACUCGAAGAAACACAUACGUCUGUACGGACCGAUCCAGCACUGACAGACAGACACUGCUGCAAAACGGCAAAGAAAACAGUACCUUAUCCCAUCGCCUUCCCCCUGCCUCCCCCUCUACCCACAGCAUCGCUGGCACCUCUGGGGCCUCCUCUUCAUCCUCAACACCCUCCUCCCGCCUCUCCAGGGGAUCCACGGUAAGGAGCACUUUCCACGGAGGGCAGAUCAGGGACCGUCGUCCUCCCUCUCAUGCUCCCCCAGCGUCCCCAACGCCAUCCCACGAUGCCAGCCCAAUCCCCCAUGCCAGGACCCGGGCCACAGGCAACCUGCUCAGCAAACUCACCUCCAGGUUGACCCGCAGGGUCACUCUUGACCCUACUAAACGUCAGGGCUCAAACAAGUCCAUGUCGGGCUGCACCCUCCCACAGGGGACAAAAACAGUUAGGUCACAGACGAACCUGAGAGAAUCAGCAGAUCUCCGGUCACAAGCCUCAGCUGCUCCAGUCCAGUGUCAGUCUCAGAUUAAAAACAGCAGUCGCCAUAUAUCUGGGCAUCAGAAGGCGGCCGAGCCCCGGACCCCCCGAUGCGGAUGGGAUGUGAGGGUGCGGAGCCCCCGCGACCCGGCCGAGGUGGUGCUAGCACUGCGUGAGGCGGCGCAGGGCUGUGGCUGCCAGGUCCACCUGGCAGGGCCUUUCCUCCUGUCCUGUACCCAUGGAGCAGCCGGCGCCCGGGUGGCGUUUGAGGCCGAGGUCUGCCAGCUGCCCAGCGGGCUGGGCCAGAGCAGCGGUGUGAGGUUCAAGCGCCUGUGGGGGGCACCGUUAGCCUUUAGAGACAUCGCAACCAAAGUGUCCAAGGAGCUGGAGCUCUGAGGGCGACAGGAGGUGGGGCAGGACUGAUGACCAACAGGACAGGUUGAUGGAGGAGGAGGAGGAGAUGGCAGAGAGCAUCGCCUCUUCUUCCUCCCUGGGUUCCACCUCAUGUGAUGCGGCUAGCGAUGCCUCGCCUCCACCAAAGACCCUCUUCCUCUGAUGCCACCAAUCACAGCCAGACAAACCGAUGCACAGACACAGAUAGACGCCAUCGGCAGACUUAUGAUGACUUUGAUCUUGGAGAUGUCAGUGACCUAUGACCCCUGCUUAAAAUGUCACCACCUCCAUCAUAUGUGAGCCCAUGGAGUCAAAGAGUUUUAGUUUCUUUUCACAAUUUCUUGUUUAAUGAUAAGAAUGGAGUUGCUGAGAGUGAUGGAGACUGAGGAUUUGUUGUUGUUAAUGUUGUUUUUUCCUGUUGUACCACAUUUGUCGUCAUUCCCUUUUAAAGAGCUGCUAUUUAAAGAAAAGUUUUAGAUUUUCUGUGUAUUAAGUUUAUUUUCUUUCUUUAAUGCUUUUGAAAUGGGCAGAGGUCUGUUGUCUUCCUUGGAAGCGGCCGCCACGUAUUUAAUGUAGUGAGGGCGCAGUCUGACCUCUAGCCUGUAGAGGGAGACAUGCAGAACUGCAGAGACUUGUGACAGAUUGAAUGAAGAACCUCCACCUCUCUGCCCUUCCUUUGGAAAAAGCCCAAUUUAACGCUCAGUUGGGUGUUUGCACCAUUUCUGGUAAAGUGUUGUCCUCUCUGCAGGUGAGUGUUUUUACAGACGAGUGAAGCUGCCUAAUGACACAGGACCCGAGCUGAGAUGUUGAAAACCUGAGAUCUGUUCCUCAAUAUAUUUUCAACAAGUAGAAAUCCUUUUUAAAACUUGAAAACUACAGAACAAUUUGUUGGUUUGGAAAAAUCUGGAUCUCCACCUGGAAUCACAGUUUGAGUUCUUAUUUUCUUCUUUUGUCACAACAGGAACAGCAGCUUCUAAUCUGGAUGUACACAAACAACAGAGCUAACUGUUAGCAACUUUUAAUAUUUAGCACAUAUCGAAUGCUUUUAUUCUUCAGUGCCACAAAUACUGAAAAAAAAAAACUAAAUUUCUCAUCCAAUACAAGUUUUCAAUUUGAUCACCGGUCGAAUGUUGUGGCUUUUAUUUUUGACUAAUCUUCGCUUUUAUCUGGUGCGAUUGUAUUUUAACACUGAAUGAUACAGAAACAAGAAAAGGCGAAUUUUCAAGGCAGAUAUUAAAUAUUUCAAAAAAUGAAUGAAAACUGACAUGAUGAUGGAGAAACUUGUUGGUUUCUCAAAGUUUUCACUUAAAAUUAAUAAAUAUAUGUAACUCUUACUGGUUUAGAAUAGAUGGAGGUUUAGCUGACGUACUUCUCCUGGUAGCGCUUCGUCAUAUCUUUACUGUGUCACCUGUCAGGAGGCCUUCGUCAUCUCUUCCCUCAGGUGAAGUGCAAUAACAGACCCAAGGUCCAGAAUUCAGACUUGAUAAAAGUAUUGAUGGCUCACUUUUUAUCUUUCUGAUAUGUUGUUCAAAUCAUCAAGCACUUUUUUGUUUUUCUCUUAGUCAGGAUGUGAUCACUGUUCUGGCAGUGUGUUGAAUUCAUCUGCAUUUAAAGCCCAGUCAAAUAGAUAAUUGAAAUAUUGAAAUAUUUCCUUUACGUACAUGUAGAGAUUCGCUGUCCACAGCAAAACCAGAUCUUAUUCGAAGGAUAAAAUCUGCAGGAGCUACUGUGCCAUUUGAUUCCACUUAUGCCGCCACAUCGUAAAAAAAUAGUAUGUCAAAUUGUGAUCUGGCUUCACAAAGCUGUCAGAUUUCAAUUUUUUUUACAUUUGCGUUUUCAUAUUUAGACUGAAGAUUUUUCCCUCUGUCGACCAAUCAGGCUGCAGCCCUGAUGGGAGGUGUGUGACAGUUGACCAAUCAGGUGCCAUUAUUCCUGUAAGAGGUGUAUGACUAUUAACUAAUCAGACUCCAGCCUCGUCAAGUCAGUGUUUCAUUUCAAACCUUUUAACAUUUGCAGUGGCGUAAAAAUGUGACUUUGAAUUUGUGAAAUUUGAUUGGUAGCUUUUCACCUUCAUCACUAUUUGCUGCUCAGAAACAGAAACAGAGUCAGAGUCCGCCAGGUGCUGCAUCGAUCACAUGACGCCCCCCAAAAUCAAAUCGUAUUCUUCUUUAACAACCAUAAUACAAUUAAAAUGUGCAUUUUUUCAUGUUGCAGCAUCGAACAAAACACUGAUGGCAAACUGAAAGUGAGAUGAUUCCACAGAUGCUUCGUGAUCUUUAUGGCUGUGAGGUUCACGUGUUGAUGGGAGAUUUCAGCCGCCGCCACGUCCACUGUCUGAAAAUGUGAAGUUGUGAUUUAGGUCUAGUUUUUUUUUGAGUACAACUGGGCCUCACUCUCUGAACCUGUUCUAGAUCCAGCUAGGGCUGUGCUUUGUAUAGUGUGUUUGAAGCUGUCGCUGUUAUAAACAAAAACUUAACUUAUGGGCUGAAAUUACAGAAAUGAUUGACCUGCAAUCCUGCAUGUCUCCUAAGAAAUAAUGUGUGACAAAAAUAAAGACUUUCAACUUUCA
Molecule: messenger RNA, 5945 nt
Organism: Platichthys flesus (European flounder)
Lineage: Eukaryota; Metazoa; Chordata; Actinopteri; Pleuronectiformes; Pleuronectidae
Gene: mark4b
Product: MAP/microtubule affinity-regulating kinase 4b
Exons: 19
Coding region: 968-3379 (803 amino acids)
Biological process (GO): microtubule cytoskeleton organization; protein phosphorylation; intracellular signal transduction
Cellular component (GO): cytoplasm
Molecular function (GO): tau-protein kinase activity; ATP binding; protein binding
Source: RefSeq, a predicted model, not a curated record